Messenger RNA from Leucoraja erinaceus (little skate), 1401 nucleotides. Its product is annotated as tubulin alpha-1 chain-like. Gene Ontology annotation, biological process: mitotic cell cycle; microtubule cytoskeleton organization. Lineage: Eukaryota; Metazoa; Chordata; Chondrichthyes; Rajiformes; Rajidae. The transcript has 8 exons. The record is from RefSeq and is a predicted model, not a curated record. Gene Ontology annotation, molecular function: GTP binding; structural constituent of cytoskeleton. Gene Ontology annotation, cellular component: cytoplasm; microtubule. The annotation marks the transcript as partial.
AUGGCCAACACAAACGACACUCUUAGAUUUGUCUUAUGGAACGUGAGGGGGGUGGGAAGUCCGACCAAGACUGACAGGAUCUUUGCCCACUUGCAACAGCUCAAAGGUGAUAUAUUUUUUAUUCAAGAGACCCACCUUCGUAACAGAGAGAAACAGUCACACAACCUUCAGUCCAAUAUCAUAUCCCAGUUUGCUGAACAGCACCAGAUUGUCACUGAGAAAGAGCAACGCGUACUGGCAGAUAUCCGAGAGGAAGAGACGAAGAUUCUAAAUACAAUGGAGGAAAAUCUUGGAGAGAUUCAAGAGAAUUUAAAUUCCAUUCAGGAGGAACUUUUAAAGUUGCAACAACAGAUGGAUCAAAAAGACAGUAUGGUGUUUCUGAAGGAGGAAGUUGGUCGUAAGCGAAGGGUUCGUGAUGAAGCCAAACCACUGUCGGUGGUAGAUGAAGCCUUGCCGAUUGAAAAGUUUCAUUGCUCUGUUUCGUUCAACACGACAUUCAAAGAAAUAUCUGAGGACUUCAAGCGAGGAGAGGACCCUGAGGUUAAUUCCCUGUUCCCUUCUCCCUCCCCUGCAGAUGAGGUGCUGACCAGCACCUACCGGCAGCUCUUCCACCCCGAGCAGCUCAUCACCGGCAAGGAGGACGCGGCCAAUAACUACGCCCGGGGCCACUGCUCGAUCGGGAGGGAGAUCGUGGACCUGAUGCUGGAUCGCAUCCGGAAGGUGGCCGACCAGUGCACCGGGCUCCAGUGGUUCCUCGUCUUCCACAGUUUCGGGGGCGGCACCGGCUCGGGCUUCACCUCCCUCCUCAUGGAGAGACUCUCCAUCGACUACGGCAAGAAAUCCAUAGAAACAUUUUCCGUCUACCCGGCGCCGCAGAUCUCCACCGCCGUGGUCGAGCCCUACAACGCGGUGCUGGUCACCCACUGCACCCUGGAGCACUCCGAUUGCUCAUUCAUGAUGGACAACGAGGCCAUUUACGAUGUGUGCCGGUGGAACCUGGACAUCGGACGCCCCACCUACACCAACCUCAACCGCCUGAUCGCGCAGAUCGUGUCGUCCAUCACCGCCUCGCUGCUCUGCGACGGCGCCCCCAAUGUGGACCUGACUGAGUUCCAAACCAACCUGGUUCCCUACCCACGUAUCCACUUCCCGCUCGCCACCUACGCGCCCCUCAUCUCGGCCGAGAAGGCUUACCACGAGCAACUGUCGGUCCCUGAAAUCACCAACGCCUGCUUCGAGCCGGCCAACCAGAUGGUGAAAUGCGACCCCCGCCAGGGCAAGUACAUGGCGUGCUGCAUGUUGUACCGCGGUGCCCGACCGGAUUCAAGGAGGUGCGCGACGGAUCGACCGGGGACUGGAAUGGCCGUCCGUUUCCGGAUCGUGGCUCAGGUGGCUAGCAUG